ACAGACAGUGUUUCUGUGACUAUAACGGCAUAAACACAAUCACAGACAACAUGAUCUGCAUCGGGUUACGCUCCGGAGGGAAGGGCGCCUGUCAGGGGGACUCAGGCGGUCCGAUGGUGACAAAGACAGGAAGUAUCUGGGUCCAGGCUGGAAUCGCGAGCCAUGGUGUAGGUUGUGCAAAGCCUAAAUUCCCAACAGUCUACGCCAGAGUGUCCGAGUAUCAGUCCUGGAUCAACAGCCAAAUCACCAGUGACCAGCCAGGCUUCAUCACCUUCACGUCCAACGGGACUGACAGUGACCUCAGUGUCAGCUGUUCUGGCCUGCCGCCACCUCCAACCACCCUCCCUCCAACAACAGUCAAGCUGUGCGGUCGGCCUGUGCUCAACACCAGGAUUGUUGGAGGACAGGCGGCCUCUGAGGGCAGCUGGCCCUGGCAGGCCAGUCUGCAAAGAUUUGGAUUUCACUUCUGCGGAGGAUCCCUUAUUAACAAAGAAUGGGUGCUGACGGCUGCUCACUGCUUCGAAAGCACCAGCACAUUUGGUUUGGCUGUGCUCCUCGGUCUCCAGAGUCAAGUGGGGUACAACCCCAAUGAGGUGUCUCGGACAGUCUCUCAGCUCAUCAAUCAUCCCAGCUACAACCCUAGCACUAGUGACAACGACAUCUCCCUCCUGAAGCUCUCCUCACCGGUUACUUUCAACGACUUCAUUCUGCCAGUGUGCCUGGCAGCCUCAGACAGCACUUUCAACGACGGCGAGGACACCUGGAUCACCGGUUGGGGCAACAUCGGAUCUGGAGAAACUCUUCCUUACCCAAAAAACCUAAUGGAGGUGGAGGUGCCUGUUGUUGGGAACAAACAGUGUUUCUGUGACUAUCGCUUUAUAAACACAAUCACCAACAACAUGAUCUGCGCUGGGUUACGCUCCGGAGGGAAGGACUCCUGUCAGGGGGACUCAGGUGGUCCGAUGGUGACAAAGACAGGAAGUGUCUGGGUCCAGGCUGGAGUCGUGAGCUUUGGUGUAGGUUGUGCGAAGCCUAAUUUCCCAGGAGUCUAUGCCAGAGUGUCUGAGUAUCAGUCCUGGAUCAACAACCAAAUCAUCAGCAACCAGCCAGGCUUCGUCACCUUCACGUCCAAUGGGACUGACAGUGACCUCAGUGUCAGCUGUCCAACCACCCUCCCUCCCACCACCCUCCCUCCAACAACAAUCAAGCUGUGCGGUCGGCCUGCGCUCAACACCAGGAUUGUUGGAGGACAGGUGGCCUCUAAGGGCAGCUGGCCCUGGCAGGUCAGUCUGCAAAGAUUUGGAUUUCACUUCUGCGGAGGAUCCCUCAUUAACAAAGAAUGGGUGCUGACGGCUGCUCACUGCUUCGAAAGCACAUUUGGUUUGGCUGUGCUCCUUGGUCUCCAGAGUCAAGUGGGGUACAACCCCAAUGAGGUGUCUCGGACAGUCUCUCAGAUCAUCAAUCAUCCCAGCUACAACCCUAGCACUAGUGACAAUGACAUCUCCCUCCUGAAGCUCUCCUCACCGGUUACUUUCAACGACUUCAUUCUGCCAGUGUGCCUGGCAGCCUCAGACAGCACUUUCAACGACGGCGUGGACACCUGGAUCACCGGUUGGGGCAACAUCGGAUCUGGAGAACCUCUUCCUUACCCAAAAAACCUUAUGGAGGUGGAGGUGCCUGUUGUUGGGAACAGACAGUGUUCCUGUGACUAUCGCUUUAUAAACACAAUCACAGACAACAUGAUCUGCGCUGGGUUACGCUCCGGAGGGAAGGACUCCUGUCAGGGGGACUCAGGUGGUCCAAUGGUGACAAAGACAGGAAGUGUCUGGGUCCAGGCUGGAGUCGUGAGCUUUGGUGUAGGUUGUGCGAAGCCUAAUUUCCCAGGAGUCUAUGCCAGAGUGUCUGAGUAUCAGUCCUGGAUCAACAGCCAAGUCACCAGCGACCAGCCAGGCUUCGUCACCUUCACGUCCAACGGGUCUGACAGUGACCUCAGUGUCAGCUGUCCCAUCCCGCCACCACCUCCAACCAACCUCCCUCCAACAACAGUCAAGCUGUGCGGUCGGCCUGCGCUCAACACCAGGAUUGUUGGAGGAGAGGUGGCACUUGAAGGCAGCUGGCCCUGGCAGGUCAGUCUGCAAAGACUUGGAUUUCACUUCUGCGGAGGAUCCCUCAUUAACAAAGAAUGGGUGCUGACGGCUGCUCAUUGCUUCAAAAGCACCAUCACAUUGGGUUUGGCUGUGGUCCUCGGUCUCCAGAGUCAAGAGGGGUACAACCCCAACGAGGUGUCUCGGACAGUCUCUCAGAUCAUCAAUCAUCCCAGCUACAACCCUAGCACUUUUGACAACGAUAUCGCCCUCCUGAAGCUCUCCUCACCAGUUACUUUCAACGACUUCAUUCUGCCAGUGUGCCUGGCAGCCUCAGACAGCGCUUUCAAUGAUGGCGUGGACACCUGGAUCACCGGCUGGGGCAACAUCGGAUCUGGAGUUCCUCUUCCUUACCCAAAAAACCUAAUGGAGGUGGAGGUUCCUGUUGUUGGGAACAGACAGUGUUUCUGUGACUAUCGCUUUAUAAACACAAUCACAGACAACAUGAUCUGCAUCGGGUUACGCUCCGGAGGGAAGGGCGCUUGUCAGGGGGACUCAGGUGGUCCGAUGGUGACAAAGACAGGAAGUGUCUGGGUCCAGGCUGGAAUCGCGAGCCAUGGAGUAGGUUGUGCGAAGCCUAAAUUCCCAACAGUCUACGCCAGAGUGUCUGAGUAUCAGUCCUGGAUCAACAGCCAAAUCACCAGCGACCAGCCAGGCUUCGUCACCUUCACGUCCACUGGGACUGACAGUGACCUCAGUGUCAGCUGUUCCGGCCUGCCGCCACCUCCAACCACCCUCCCUCCAACAACAGUCAAGCCUGUGGUCUGCGGUAGCGCCCCAAUGAAUUCACGCAUUUCGGGAGGAAGCUCGGUGGCGACUGCUGGCAUGUGGCCGUGGAUGGCGAGCCUUCAGAAGAAUGGAAGUCAUGUGUGUUGUGGGACUCUGGUGGCUGUGGACUCAGUGUUGAGCAACGCCGACUGCUUCUCAAGUUCACCCACAGCAUCUGAAUGGACUGUGGUCUUGGGUCGUUUGAACCAGAAUGGAGUCAACCCCUUUGAGGUGACACUGAAUGUGGCAAAAAUCACCCUAAGCACCCUGACCGGGUCUAAUGUAGCAGUGCUGCGUCUGGCAGCCCGGCCCACCCUGUCCAACUACAUCCAGCCCAUCUGCCUGGACAACGGACAGACCUUCACUGUGGGCUCCACAUGCUGGGCUGCUGGCUGGAGCUCUGGGCGUGGAGGAGUGGAACAAGUUCUGCAGGACUUCCAGACCUCGGUGGUAAACUGUGGGAACACAGCAACCAGUGACAACAUUUGUACUGGAUCUUUUACACUGGAACAGGGUGAUUCUGGGGGUCCGAUGAUGUGUCAAGUAGACGGCUCUUGGUUCCAGGCAGCCGUGUUGUCAGGCAACAAAAACACCGCCAGUCAAACGCAAGCAGAUCCGGUGAUGGUCUUCACCAAACUGAGCCGCUAUCAGAGCUUCCUGGCUCAGACUCUGGGAGAGUUCUUAUCUCCAGCCACCAGCGGGGGCUCACCUACUCUCCCCUUCUUCUUCUUCUUCCAUCUCCUCGUCUUCUCUGUGUUCCUCCACCUCACCUUAUAGGAACCUACCUUUACCUCUAAAUAGGUUUACAUGAUGUGACGGGCACAAAUGAAUGUAAACAACCAUGAGAGACAAUAUAGGCUUAAAGCUGCAUUAACUUAUCUAUGACUCGAUUCUGUUUUUAUUGGUGACCACUAGGAACAGAGUAGUGAAGUGUGCUGGGUUACAUCAGAGUAACCUUUUACUUAAGUAAAAGAUCUGCAUUCUUCUUCCACCACUGACAAGACAAAUAAUUACAGGGACCGAUAUCAUGUGAAUAUAUUGAGAUAAACUUGAAAAAUGGGAACUUAUGCUUUAAUUUAGUUGCUUUUCCAGUAUGAAGACACCACACACUCAAAACCUGAUUAUAAUUAGUGUGUAAUAUGUAAUUGGGACAUAGCUCAUGUUUUGUGGCGAGGCAAACUUUUCAGGAGACGCGGAAGAUUUUUUCAUUGAAACAACACCUCCAGCUCACUUCUCUACUCUAUUCCAACAAUAAAACAUGAUUUGUGCUGUUUGAUGUUUUUUGUAUGUUGCCUAGCAGUUUUUAAUAAUAACAAUAAUAAUAUAUUUAAUUUGUACCGUACCUCUUCUUCAAAUUACAACUCAAAGUGCUAUAGUAUUGAUAACAUAGAACACACAACAUUAAGACAAUAGUAAUAAGAGUUCGGAUGAAAUAUACAUCAUAAAUACAUCAUAAAUUUCUGUUCCUACACAUGCUCAGUGACGUCUGCCUUACACAGAACUAAUCUCUGCAGAUUGAGAGCAUUUCCAAACACAGGACAGCGGUGUGGCUCAUUGAUGUGUUUUUAAUAGUUUUUGGACAACAACAGAGGUCUACGGCACAGUGGAAUAAGAUA
Thunnus maccoyii (southern bluefin tuna) is the source of this 4528-nucleotide messenger RNA. RefSeq names its product transmembrane protease serine 9-like. Gene Ontology annotation, molecular function: serine-type endopeptidase activity. Bases 51 to 3689 code for a protein of 1212 amino acids. Gene Ontology annotation, biological process: proteolysis. The transcript is spliced from 18 exons. The record is from RefSeq and is a predicted model, not a curated record. NCBI's taxonomy places the organism in Eukaryota, Metazoa, Chordata, Actinopteri, Scombriformes, Scombridae.